Scheffersomyces stipitis CBS 6054 is the source of this 1404-nucleotide messenger RNA. RefSeq names its product Ccn1p (gene CCN1). The transcript has 4 exons. Gene Ontology annotation, biological process: regulation of cyclin-dependent protein serine/threonine kinase activity; mitotic cell cycle phase transition; regulation of G1/S transition of mitotic cell cycle. Bases 1 to 1404 code for a protein of 467 amino acids. Gene Ontology annotation, molecular function: cyclin-dependent protein serine/threonine kinase regulator activity. Gene Ontology annotation, cellular component: cyclin-dependent protein kinase holoenzyme complex; centrosome; cytoplasm. The record is from RefSeq and is a predicted model, not a curated record. Lineage: Eukaryota; Fungi; Ascomycota; Pichiomycetes; Serinales; Debaryomycetaceae.
AUGCUGAACCACAAGUCCAAGAACUACGGGCCCCCUUCCUAUGUCAAACCAAAGCCCUACUCCAUCAUGCUUGAGCUCUUGGAGUCGCAGGCUAACAAAAAGUUGACUCUGGAAUACACCCAGGACAUAGUCAAGACAUUGUCCCACUUGGAGGCCCUCUCGUCUGUGAAUCCGUCCAUGAUCGAUCUCCAGCCUGAAAUCCAGUGGUUCAUGAGACCCUUUCUCUUGGAUUUCCUCAUUGAGUUGCACUCGUCAUUCAAGCUCCAGCCACAGACGUUGUUUCUCUGUCUUAACAUCAUCGACAGGUACUGUGCCAAACGUAUCGUGUUCAAACGUCAUUACCAGUUGGUAGGCUGUACUGCUCUUUGGAUUGCUGGCAAAUAUGAAGACAAGAAACUGCGGGUGCCCACUUUGAAGGAACUCACCAUCAUGUGUAGAAACGCAUACGACGAAGAGAUGUUUAUCCAAAUGGAAAUGCACAUUCUCUCCACAUUAGAAUGGUCAUUCUCUCAUCCCACAUUGGAAGACUGCUUGCAAUUAGCUAUCACGCACAGCAAGAUCUCAACCCAUGCCACGCCAUGUAAAUACAAUAAGUUGCAAUCUUCGUCUUCUUCCAACUCUGCUAACACAACUACCUCGGCCGUAACUGCUGUGGCUAGAUUCUUCUGUGAGUUGUCUCUCUACGAUAAGUACUUCUUGUCUGUGCCCACGUCCUUGGUGUCAAUCACAGCCAACUUGUUGGCCUGCUCGAUGCUUCAGAUACCCAAUGCAUCCGACUCCUUGAAGGAGUUAAUGAGAAAGGUGUUGGCCAAGAGAGACGAGUUUGACGAAGAAUCCAAUCAACAUGAGAUUGAGAACAGACAGCCAGAAGUACAUGGUGCUUUCUUGAGUGGAUUGGACGAUAAUGCCAUCGCUGUCAUCAAACGCACAGCUCUCAUGUUCAUUAUUCAGUUAAGCAAAGUCACAGAAGUGUUGUCGAAAAAAUAUGAGAAUCUCGGUGUCAUACAAGUUAUCAACAACUUCCACUCGAGAUUCACCUUCAUCAUUCAGAGCAUCUACGAGAACCAGGAAACCAUCAUCAGCCAGGAGCCCAUUGAUGCUAAGUUGGAACUGUUGGCCGAGGUUUUGUUGCAGUUUCCCAAAAUGGAAGACGAUCUUGAAGAUCUCAAGCCUCCUCAAUCGCCUCAUAUCUUCAACAAUCCUGUGGCUCUUACUCCUGUGACUCCACCUUCUGCAAGCUCUCAGUACUCUGUUUUCUCCAACAGGAGACAUAACAGCAGCUCCACCUGUGUAACACCUAUCCAUGCUAGCAUUUCCGCCAAUAAUAGCAAAACCGAGUUUUCUCCCUUGACAGCCACAGCGUCGAGAGAAAACAACUGGUCGUCGCCUAUCAUGCACGUCUAA